Molecule: messenger RNA, 5959 nt
Organism: Danio rerio (zebrafish)
Lineage: Eukaryota; Metazoa; Chordata; Actinopteri; Cypriniformes; Danionidae
Source: RefSeq, a predicted model, not a curated record
AAGUUAUCUGCCCGAUAAAUUAAUAUUAGUAUAUUUAUAUUAAAUUCAGUUGACUGUUAUAACAGAAUAAACCAAAAAGACUGUGAUCAGGGUUUUACAUCACUUUGACAGGAUUUAUUUUGCGAUAACAACUGCUUAUUACAAAGCUAUACUAAUAAUUAUAAUAUUUAUUUACAUUUUCUAAAAACCUUUGUAUGAGAUUUGAUUAUUUACUAAAAGAUAUAUUUCAAAAUACAUAUUGAUUAUUAUAAGUUUAAGAAGUUUAAAUGUCAAAAUGUAGACAAGACAAAAACAGUAAGAUCGAUUAAGUGGUCAGUAGGUAUGUUUUUCUAAAGCUAUAGUGGUAAUUGUUUUUAUGCCUGUGCUAAACCGCAAUUUCUUGAAAACCACAAUUUAUUUGUUAAACUAUUAAAGCAAAGGUUUGAAAAAAGUUAGCAGUUGGAAAAAUAAGGAUAAGAGAUUUAAAACUUUUUUUAUGUUUCAUUUUUCCCCCGCAUGGGAAAAACUACAGUAAAUAUCCUCUAUGUACAAUGGUAUUUAUGUAGUAUGGAUGAAUAUUUGUCUCACAUUGUGAAAGAAACAACAGUUUUGAGAAUAUGCUUUUACACUUUCAACAUCCAGUUUAUGUUCCAACCAAGCAGAUCAAAUGAAGAUAGCUGAUCAUCCUGGAGACGGACUACUUUGCAAGACGGUGCGAGAUACCUCAGGUUAUUUGAUCUCAUCGCAAAGGACAACACAACCACAGUAAACGAACAUAACCUCGUUCACCUUUGUUCUUUCUCCCCCUCUUUCUUCCCUUCAAACAUUCUCCUCUCCACCAAGAUCACUCAGAAAGAUCAUUACUGAUUACUAAGUUCUGUGUCACUGCAAUUGAUGUCUGGUAUCAUUUGAAAUAUUUCAGCGUGACUUGUGUUGCGUACUCAUCACCUCAGAUAUAGGUUAAUAAGGAUAACAACAACAGAGAUUUGUGAAAGCCACUGCAGGGGGGGUGUCUUCUUUUAGGGUUGUUCAUUUAAAUGACCUCCUGUUUCCCACAGGCUCUCCAGAUCCACUGAUCAACCUCAAUGCAAAUGCCCAUUGUUAUUCUGAGUGUCAACACUUGUGGGAUAAUCUGUCUGGCUCUUUAAGGAAAGUGUAAAUGGCUCAGGGUGAUUCUGUUGUCAGAUCAUCAGCUCGUCGGGUGGAGUACACUUUCUGAAUGUUCAGGGUUCCCACUUGUCCUGGAAAACAGCGAAAUUUAGAGCAGUAUUUCCCAACCCUGUUCAUUGAGGCACAACAGUACAAAUUUGGGAUGUCUCCCUUAUCUGACCCAUUAACUUCAGGUUUUGGAGUCUCUUCCUAGUUUUGCUGAGUUGAUUAAGGUGUGUUUGAUUACGGAGAGGUUGGAAAUACUGUUUAUGUGCCUUUAGGAACAAUGUUUGGGAAAUACUGAUUUGGAUGUUUGUUUUCUGGUGACGGAAAUUAUUGAUUAAAAAUGACCCAAUUGUCCUGGAAAAAAUCCUUUAUCCUGGAUUUCUUCCUGAAUUUUGAAGUUUAUAACAACUAACUAUUUGUAAGGCUAGAUAUGAUGACAGACCUCUAUUGUGCAAUGGCAAUAUGAUCCUCAUUUUUGACCAACUCCUUUUACAAAGUACAUGAAAAAGCUUAUGGAAAUGUCCCAGAAUUAUCCUGGAAAAUUAUUUCUUAAAGAGAGUGGAAAUCCUGAUCUUAAACUCUUUUGUGGUUAAACUCUAUUAUUAAAACAAUUUUAAGUUUACUUCUUCAUAUAAACAACGUAAUGAGAAAUUUGAUAAAUAACAAAACCAUCAAUUUAGUACAUGACUUCUGUUUUACUUGUAUAUGAAGAUCUGCUCUUUCUGCCUCAGUGAAGCUCCUCCCACAGCAGUGAAGCUCCUCCCACAACACUUAAUCUUCAGCGAAAGUCCUCCCACAGCAAUUCACCAAUACCUGCUGUAUAAUCCCCAUCAGUCUUCAAGUGAAGGAGUCAAAAGGAACAGCGAGGACAUGAGCGAUCCACAACAUUGCAGAAUGGAGCAGGAAGAUGCUGAAGAACAGAGAGAGCUGAUGGAAGAGAACAAUGACAAACAGACAGAAGCUGAGGAAAAUCAUCCCAUCAAAGAUGGAGGAAAAUCUUCCCCACAAGCUGAAAGUAAUGCUAUAUUAACAAGAAGAGCCAAGCCUGUCACAAGUCACAAGUCUCAGACUGGAAAGAGAUUCUCAUUCAAACCAAGUUUUAAGCAACACAGAAGAGUUCGUGGUCGAGGGAAUGAGUGUGGAAAGAGUUUCUCACAAAAGAGUCAAACCCUCCCUGGAGAGAAGCCGCACACUUGUGAGCAAUGCGGGAAGAGUUUCACAACAAAAGAUACGCUUAUAAGACACAAGACGAUCCACACUGGAGAGAAACUGCACACGUGUGAUCAGUGCGGGAAGAGUUUUAGAGAAAAACGUAAUUUACGUAACCACAUGAAGACCCACACAGAAGAGAAACCGCAUGAAUGCGAUCAAUGCGGGAAGUGUUUUAGAAACAAAGUAUCCCUUGAUGAACACAGGAACGUCCACACCAGAGAGAACCUGCACACGUGUGAUCAGUGCGGGAAGAGUUUCAUAAAUAAAUUAUCGUUUAAGAGACACAUGGAAAUCCACACCGGAGCGAAAACGCAUGUAUGUGAUCAGUGCGGGAAGAGUUUCACACACAAAGGAACGUAUGAUAGACACAUGAGAAUCCACACCGGAGAGAAGCCGUACACGUGUGAUCAGUGCGGGAAGAGUUUUAGGCAAAACCUUGGUCGUCACAUGAAAAUCCACUAUGGAGAUCAGCGUGGGGUGAGCUUUGCACAAAAACAACCUCGUAAAUGUCGUACUAAAAUCCACGCUGAAAAGAAACUGCACACAUGUGAUCAGUGCGGGAAGAGUUUUGCACAAAAAUGUCGAUUCAGGGAACAUAUGAAUAUCCAUACAGGAGAGAAACCGUUCACAUGUGAUCAGUGCGGGAAGAAGUUUUAUGGAAAACAAAAUCUCAAGAAACACAUGAAUAUCCAUACAGGAGAGAAACCAUUCACAUGUGAUCAGUGCGACAGGAGGUUUGAUGGAAAACGAAAACUCGACAAACAUAUGAAUAUCCAUACAGGAGAGAAACCGUACACUUGUGAUCAGUGCGGGAAGAGUUUUAUCAGCAAACAAACCCUUAAAGCACACAAUAUAAUCCACACUGGAGAGAAGCCGCACGCAUGCGGUCAGUGUGGGAAGAGUUUUCCGUACAAACAAAGUCUUAUCGCACACAUGAAUAUCCACACUGGAGAGAAGCCGUACGCGUGCGUUCAGUGUGGGAGGAGCUUUAGACAAAAAGGAGCCCUUCAUGUGCACAUGAAAAGGCACACCGGAGAGAAGCCGCACACAUGUGAUCACUGCGAGAAGAGAUUUGUAUAUAAAUCUCAAUUGAGUCAACACAUGAACAUCCACACAAGAGAGAAACUGUAUGCAUGUAUUCAGUGUGAGAAGAGUUUCACACUAAAAAAAAACCUUCUCUGUCACAUCAAAACACACACUGGAGAGAAUCUGCACACGUGUGACCAGUGCGGGAAGAAGUUCUUACUAAAGCUUUCCCUUAUUAAUCAUCAGUGCGGGAUGACUUUAGCAAUGACGUCGGGACUGGAAUGUCACACGGCAAUCCACACCGUAGAGAAGCCAUUCACUUGUGAUUUUUGCAAGAAGACAUUCGCAGCACAAUCAGUCCUUAAGGAGCACAGGAUGGUCCACACAGGAGAGAAGCCGCACACGUGCGAUCAGUGCGGGAGGAGUUUUCGCGUCAAACAAACCCUUCAAGACCACAUGAAAAUCCACACUGGUGAGAAGCCGCACGCGUGCGAUCAGUGCGGGAAGAGUUUUCGCUUGAAACAAUUCCUUCAAGACCACAUGAAAAUCCACACCGGCGAGAAGACGCACUCGUGUGAUCAGUGCGGGAGGAGUUUCAGACAGGCUGUUAGUCUCAGAUUGCAUUUGCGCGUUCAUUCCGGAGAAAGACCAUUUCACUGUCAUCACUGUGGAAAAUCCUAUGUUUCAUCAUCACACCUGACGACCCACCUGAGAGUUCACACGAAGGAGAAGCCUUACGCGUGCUCUUUGUGUGACAAGAGGUUUCGCCUGACGUACGCUUUAAAAGUACACCAGAGGAGGCACAGCGGUGUGAAGAAUUAUAUGUGCUUUGAUUGUGAGAUGUCGUUUUUCAGUGCGUCCGAACUGUGGAAGCAUCAGAAGGUUCACACUGUGGGAAAAGCGUACAAGUGUUCACACUGUGAUAAAAGAUUCAGUCAAAAUAGUAGUCUGAAGAAUCAUGAAAACAGGAUUCACAAUAAAGAGAAAGAGCAGAGCGUCUAAACAUAGUCGUCAUGGCUAAAACGUGGCUAAAUUUGGGCGGUCAGUGAAAAUCUAAUACACAAAAAUAUGAACUUUCUCUAUUGUUAGUUUUACUAGACCCACGCCUGUUCACAUUACAUAAAACUAAUGGGGGGCAAUGGAGGUAGCGGUGUGCGAAUUGAAAAGCGGGGAGCGGGUAUGGGGAUAGUUGCGUGUUGGGUUUGGUGCGCAUGGGAGUCGUACCAAAAAGUUGAAGAGUGGGGGGGUCUGGGUGGAAUUCCGGUAGUUUUUCGAAAGACAGAACAAUAUGGAAGAUGGGUCUGAAAUACGGGAGACUCCCGGGAAAAACAGAAGUUUUGGCAGGUAUAAUAUAAGGGGAUCCAAGAUCAGUUAGGUCUCAAGAGCCUCUCUUAGAAAAGGAGGAGAUGGGGUGGAAGGGGGGAUUCGUCCACAACGACGAUAGCAGUAGGAAGAAAACGAUCCAUUUAAAGUAAGCUUGGAUUACUCUGAUUGGAUUAUUACUGAUUACAGAGGAGAAGCCAGUCAUGCUCGAUCAUAUCACGUGCUCCUCUCGAACUUUGUUUGUAAAACUUCACUUAAAGUAUUUCUGCAGAAAUUUUAUACUGUAAGCUUUAUGUAAUAAGGGUUUGACUGGCCAAUUUAACAUUGUUUGUACUCUUCUUUUGGGAGUCAUGUACAGUUUUAAUCUCAGUUGUCCUUCAGAUCUGAAGUACACUUUUAAGUUUUUCCAGAAAGUUUUGCUGGGACUUGACACACAAAAACUGUUACAGAAAAUGAUCUAGAACAAACUUGUUGGUUGAAUUAAUCCGGACAAAUACUAAUAAAAACCCGAAAUGAAGAUGUUUUGUUGUUAUCUUUGUGGCAUUUAAUUGGUUUCUGGUUUCAAAAUUAGGUGCCAGUUUUAAUUUUGUCUUUGUUGAUGGCACCAACAUUUUAAAGGGAGUUCUGCAGCUUUAACAGAAGUUAUUUGUGGGUAUUUACAAAGGAUAGAGGUCAGUUUCAAUCUUUUAUUUACCAAUGGCUCAAAUGAUUUGGCAUAUCAAAAAUUUAGCAUGAGCAUUUUGUGACAUGCUGCCUGUUUUAAACUUUCCUUUUAUUUUAUUAAUGUAAAAUUGAUUACAAUAUUUGAAAGCAGUUGCACAUAGUAAAAUUACAACAUUUUGGUCCAAAAUAAACAUUCUUAAGGUUUUUUUUUGUCUUUUUGAAACAAACUCUUUUUUUGUAAAUGUUUUGAAAAAUAUAGGCCAGUAGUAAUGUUUUUUGGCAAUAGCUUAAUCAUUUUAAAAUAUAAGAUAUUGUUUGAAGUAAAAUUUGUAUUGUAAUAUUUGAAGGAAGUUGCACAUUGUAAAAAUAUUCACUAUUGACCAAAAUGUUGUUUUUACUUUUUUUCUUUUGAAACAAACUGCUAUUUUAGAUUAUUACCAUUUCUUAAAGUCAGUUGCAUUAUAAAAGAACCCGAAAGAAUGUUUACUGUUCAUUUUUUUAAUGUUUUUUUUACCUGUGAAAUUGAAAUUCUUUUAUGUGUUCAGCAGUUGUAUAUUGCAAAACCUUGCAUAGAAAAUAAAUUCAUCUUGUUUCAAAAAAA